AUGUUCACGCCCAAGCCCGCGCCCGCAGUACAACCCGUGUACGUGCAGCAGGCGCCUGUGGCCAUGGCCCCCAUUUACGCCAGCGGCCGCGCGCUGCCGGCCGCACAGCCGUACCUCAUCGUGCCGAAGUACAAGUGGUACGACUUCCCCCUUAUCAAGAGCGUGCUGUCCCUUGGCAUCACCACAGUCAAGACCCCUGACCCGCCGUACGUCGCACCCCAGUACAAGCCCGAUGACAAGAAGGCCUUUUUCUCAAACAUAGUCGGCAACGCCCUCAACAGCGGCGGCUUCGAGGCCGGCCCCGCUCCUGGCAGCGGCGGCGGCGGCCCCGUGCCGGCGGGCGGCGCGGCGAUGCAGUACGGCGGCGUUCAGCAGAUGGGGACGAGCGGCCCCGUCGCUGCCGUGCCGUUUGGGCUGACACAGGCGCAGCCGACUGCAGUGGCGGCGCCCAAGCAGAACAUGGUGGUCGUCAGCUCCCAGCCGCAGCAGCAGAUGCUCAUGCAGCCUGGCGCUGCGUAUGUGCAGGCGCAGCAGGCGUAUCAAGGGGCCCCCGGGUCGCACACGCAGCCGCAGCAGCUGUACGGCCAAGCGCUUGGCGGGCAGCAGCAGGCAAACCCUUACCCGGCAGCGCAGCAGCACACGUUCCAGGCGCCUUCGCAGCCGAUUGCCAACCAGGCGGCGUUUGCGACGGGCAGCAUCGCUCCCAUGUACGGCUGA
Monoraphidium neglectum is the source of this 717-nucleotide messenger RNA. RefSeq lists its product as hypothetical. The coding region runs from base 1 to 717 and encodes 238 amino acids. NCBI's taxonomy places the organism in Eukaryota, Viridiplantae, Chlorophyta, Chlorophyceae, Sphaeropleales, Selenastraceae. The record is from RefSeq and is a predicted model, not a curated record. The transcript has 2 exons.